Linum trigynum is the source of this 3911-nucleotide messenger RNA. The record is from the annotation of a GenBank genome assembly. Lineage: Eukaryota; Viridiplantae; Streptophyta; Magnoliopsida; Malpighiales; Linaceae.
GUCUCUUUAAACAAAGAAAAGAAAUAUAACCAAUUGCAUUAAAAAAUAUGUUGUCUAAUUUUUAUUACAAAACAUACAUGAAGUUAAAAGCUGAAAAACAGAUGACAUUUGCAUAAUGGUAAGCUAGCCUACUAAGUCUUCUAUAAGUAUUUUUAUGGUGCUUGAUACUUCAAUUUUUAUAUUUGAUUAUUUUAGCGAUAAUGAAAAUAUGCGAUCUCAUUCAACCCAAAAGACACUUUGUAACUGCUAUAUUUUUAAAAUAAAUGUAUGUUACUUAUACCCUCACUCAUUCAUCAACUUAAUGAGUACCAUAUAUUUCAUGUAAUAUGAUUUUCAUAGGUUUUUAUUUAUUGAAUUAUUUCAUAAAAAAUAUUUGGUGCAUGAAAAUUACUACAUUGCUGCUAGACAUGUCUGCGAUCUAAGAAUAAUUUGGGAAGUCCAUACACAACACAAGAUUCGGGCCUAAUUGUAUGCAUUUUACCCCCGUUUUCCUUAGGCGUUUGUGGCAAUUGUGCUUCUAAAAGGGUGGUUUUACGCUAGGUUUCUUGUGUUUUAGCAUGUUUCAGGAUCUAACAGGUGAAACCAACCCGUAGUCGAAAGUUGGAUGAAAAGGAGUGAAAACCGGGAGAAGAGGUGAAAAACCGGGAGUUCACGGUAUGCUAAGACCGUGAAGAGGAGGCAUGGACCGUGAAAAUCAAGGCGUCCAGGGCACUUCCUGAAGUUACUAACGCCAGGCGAGUUCACGGUCACUAAGACCGUGAACUGGAGCCGUUGCCCGUGAGCCUGAGCAAGCGAAGCAGGGUGUUUCGACGCCUAGCUCGAGUUCACGGACGCGUUCAAGAGUUCACGGCCGUGAAUUGAGGCCGUGAACUGAGCCCAAUCCCCAUUUAAAAGGAGAGGUGAAAGGAAGAGAGCCCAAAAGUGAGAAAGUGUCUUCUUCAGAUUUUAGAGAGAGAAAGAACGAACCAAGAAAAAAAGAAGGCCAGGGUUUGCUUCAAGUGGGGAAUUGGGAAGAUUCUCCCCAAGAGAAGAUCAACACAAGGUCAAAGGAGAUUGGAGGCAUCACCAUGAUGGUUUCUACGUCUUCCUCUUGUGUUCUUCCCCUUUCUAGCAUUGAGUAGUUUCCUUCUUCACUUGGGUGUUGUGAAACCCUAACUAUUUGCCAUGUAGUUGUUGUGUGAAUUGAACGAUUGUUUAUGGGUGUUGGUUAAUUCAAUGAUUGAGGUAUUUUUCAUGUUGAUUGUGCAUGUUUGUGCUUAGCAAUCCAAUUGGCCAUUCUAACCUAGAUUAUAGGGAAACCCCCCUUUCAAGGUAGGCUCAAUUGAGUUGAGAUUCCUAGGGCUUUUUAAGCCACCUAUCUAGGUUAAUGUAGGGUAAACCUCUAUGUUGAAUUAAGCAAUUUGGUUAAGCGCGAUUAAGCCGACCAACCAUUGGGUUGAGUGAGAGAGUAAGUCAAGCACCGAUUGCCUUAACCAAGAGGGCUACUUGAGUAGCCUAUAAUGUAUCCCUUGGUUUGGCGAUCAAGAGUGUGGUCUACGACCACAAUUGCGUUUCCUAGUGGUUCGCGGUCACCUUGCCCAUAGCAAUCACUUCGAUUCACAUGCCAUGGUAGUAGUUAGGGGGAAGCGACACCAGAGUGAUCCUUCUUAAAAAGAGCUUUCAAAACCAUUUACUUUUGCCUUGUUUUACUUUAGUUAGCAAACUUUUCAACCAAAACUGAAUUGGUAGAUAAUGUUUCAAACAAUUGAAGUAGGGGUACACGGACACCCCGAGUCGAUAUUUAAACAUACUUGCAAUGUAUUGCACCCUACUAAGGUUUAUACUUGGACCUUAGGCGGGAAUUAAUUGUGAUAUUCGAAGCGAGUCAAGUUUUUGGCGCCGUUGCCAGGGACAACGGUUUGUUAAUUUGAUAAAGUUGUUUGGUGUUAAUCUAGCUUUUAAUUUUUGGUUUUGAAAGUGUGUGUGCUUUGCUUGUGCUAGACUUGGUGUUGUUUUCUAAUUGUGUGUAGGGAGGUGCAUGACCCGGAGUAAUCCAUCACCACGUGACGAGGACAUAAACCUAACUCUCCGACUCCUAGCACGAGAGAGGGAGCUAGCGGAGGCAAGGAGGAGAAGUAAAGAAAGGGGACAACAAUUUGGUCCCGGUGUUAGUGGAGUAGAAGUUGAAGAAGUGAAAGGUGAACCUAACAUUGGAAUAGAAAUGGCGGGGAACCAAAGAGAAGCAGGAGCCACCCAAGCUCGUAACCUAAACGAUGCGGCGGCGGAAGAGAAAGCACCAAGGACAAUGGGAUACUAUAUGGCCCCAUUGCCAGUGGACAUUCAAUCGCCAAUCCUUCACCCUCCCGUGGCGGCCAACAAUUUUGAGAUCAAGCCAGCUCUAGUGACCAUGAUACAAAACAAUGCUUUGUUCCACGGUCAUUCGACCGAGUCACCAAGAGAGCAUGUGCAAAGAUUCCUGGAGCUCGUGGGGAGCUUGAAAAUCAAUGGCAUGUCGGCUGAAGCUUCGCAACUUAGGCUUUUCCCCUAUUCACUUUCGCGGAAAGCACUCCGGUGGCUAAACAACCGCCCGCCUCGUUCAAUCACCUCAUGGGACGAUCUUCUCAACAAUUUCAUGACCCGCUACUGCCCGACUUCGAAGAUGGCCGAGUGGAGAAAGAAGAUUACCCAUUUCGAGCAAGAGGAAGACGAGACCUUGAGGGAUGCUUGGGAGAGAUACUCCGAUUAUUUUCUUUAAUGCCCUCACCAUGUGUUCGAAGAAAAAUUUUGGAUUGAAACUUUCUACGGUGGUCUAAUCCAAGAAGACAAGAUUCUCAUUGACUCACUGUGUCAAGGGAAAUUGAUGAAUAUGACACCACCCUAAGUGACUGAGCUACUUGAAGACAUGGCCCUCAAGGGAUACGAUUGGGGGAUUGACGAGAAUUGGGAGGAGAAGCAAUGAUAGGGGAGUGAGAAGUGUGGGAGCAAGCACUCCACUUGCAGUAAAGCUCGACAAGUUGAUCGAGGUGAUUCGUGAAGAUAAGAAGCAAGGAAAGAGGCCGGUGAUGUCUUGUGAUUGGUGUUUGAGCACUAGCCAUGCGAUGGCGGAGUGCCAAGCAAUGAAGGAGGCAACCACUCCGGAGGAGCAUUUCAAUUUCGUGGCAUAUGCUAGGGCUAAUAACCCAUGUAGCAAUACUUAUAAUUCCGGAUGGAGGAACCACCCAAAUUUUGCUUGGUCAUCACCGACUAAUCCGAGGCCCCCGGGGUUUAAGGUCCCACGGGAAAUUGUCAACCUUGGCCAACCUUCAUCCAUCAAAGGCUUCUCAAGUCCAAAGCUCGAACUUCCAACAACCAUAUCUCACACAAGGUGGUCAAGGGUUUCAACAACAACAACAACAACCCGAUAAUCUAUCCAAGAUUGAAGACCUAGUGAACACCUUUGUGAGCACGAGUGCUCAAAAGUUCGAUAAGAUUGAGCAAUUUAUGGAUGUGGCGACUACCAAGUUUACCUCGGUGGAGGCAGGACUCCGAAGCCAUCAAGCGAGCCUACAAAUCUUGGAAGUGUAAAUCGACAAUCUUGCCGAGAUCCUCACCGAGAGACCAAAGGGAGCCCUACCUCCCCAAACUGUGGCGAACCCCAAGGAUCAUGCCUGGGUGAAUGCAAUUCAAGUGGGAAGUGGAAAGGUGCCUCUGAGCAUCGCCGCUAAAGAAGUGAUUGAGAAGGAAGAUCCCAACCCGAAGGAUGGAUAGAAAGGGCCCUCGAGGAAAGAGAGGAAAGCGGCAAGGAAGGCAUUGCCGACAUCACCUCCGGUGGUUGAGUACAAGCCACCUCAUCCUUUCCCCACGAGGAUGUACAAUGAGUGGUUGGAUAACGAGUGUGAAGGUUUUAUGGAAAUGGUCCGCAACCUCCACCUCAAUAUACCUUUCAUUGAAGC